Prinia subflava (tawny-flanked prinia) is the source of this 725-nucleotide messenger RNA. RefSeq names its product claw keratin-like. The record is from RefSeq and is a predicted model, not a curated record. Lineage: Eukaryota; Metazoa; Chordata; Aves; Passeriformes; Cisticolidae. Bases 261 to 725 code for a protein of 154 amino acids. Gene Ontology annotation, molecular function: structural constituent of cytoskeleton. The transcript has a single exon. Gene Ontology annotation, cellular component: intermediate filament.
UCCCCAUCCCUGGAGGUGUCCCAGGAAUUCCUGGAGGUGUCUAAGGAACCCCUGUAAUUCUGGGUGAGCAGGCGGGGAUCAGGCACAGCUGGGACUCCUUUCUCUCAGAGCUCUUCCCCAACCUCAGAGACCCCAUAAAUCCAAGGAGAAGCCCCUCACUUCCCUCCUUUGCUGUCCCACACAUGCGACGAGCGGGCUGUGACCUUCCCUGACCUCAUCCUCUCUUCCUCCCAGCUCCUCCUCCUCCUCCACCAAGAACCAUGAGCUGCAUCAGUUCCCGGUGCCUGCCCGGCUGCGAGGUGGCUUGUCCUGAGCCCUGCGCCUACAGCAGAGGCCUGGGCCCCUGCGUGGCCUCCUGUGGCGACUCCACGGCCGUGGUCUACGCCCCACCAGUGGUGGUCACCUUCCCCGGCCCCAUCCUGAGCUCCUGCCCCUCGCACAGCAUCGUGUCCUCCUCCCUGCCCCAGCCCUCCGGAGGUUCCUCCUACGGCUCGGGGAUGGGAAGCUCCUAUGGGGGAGGCAUGUCAAGAUUUGGGGGGUCCUAUGGGUCUGGGGGCUCCUAUGGGGGCUCCUAUGGGUCUGGGGGCUCCUAUGGGUCUGGGGGCUCCUGCGGGGGUUCCUCGGGGAUGGUGAGCUCCUCUGGAUGUGGGGGUUCCUCCUCGGGGGGCUGCUACCUCCGCAAGUUCUACGCCGGCAGCAGCCGCGGGUCCCGCCUGGGAAACUGA